AUGGUUCUCACGCGUAGUGACCGUAAAAAACUGGUGUCCGCAAGUGUGCAUACCGAGACAAUGAACGAUACUCAUCUCAAAAGCAGUGUAAAAUCCGAGCCCGUGAAAACGUCACAAGUGCCACCGCAGCAUGCAACGUCGUGUCAGUGGCCACACCCGACACGUCAACCGACCGCAGAGGCAGGACCGUCGCACAUAUCAGUUCACAAACUGGACCUGUCUCCUGAGGAAGCACCACGAGACCUCACGUCACGAAUAUCGACGUCAUCCUCAGCUAAAGCAAGGCGAAAACGGUUGGAACUUGAGGCAGCGAAGGAAAAGGCCAGGAUACAGAUGGAGUUGAUCGAUAAAAAGCUAGAAGCAGACCUAGCUGACCUGGAAGAUGAAUACAGUCCACCAAAUGGAGACCGCGAGAGCAUUCAUACUCGCACCGACGUCGAGAAGUGGCUGGACCACAGCCAGCAUGAGAUGGAGAAGGAGCAGCGAGCCCCCCACAAUGGUAAACCCCCGGGCGAGCUGAAUCCACAAAAUGGUGCCAUCGAGAUGCUGACGAGCGCACUGAAGCAGCUAGCCACUACUCCCAUUCAUGGACCCAACCCGCAACUACUGAGCCGUAUGAGCAUCCCAAAGGACUUGCCUGAGUUCGCUGGAGACCCCCUGGAGUGGCUUCACUUUAAACAGUCCUACGAGGAGUCAACACAAAUAUGCGGCUUUACCGACAAGGAAAACGUCUGGAGGCUUCGAAAAUGUCUUCGAGGACCUGCAAAAGAAGCUGUAUCUGCAUUAUUGAUUUGUGCAACGUCACCCGAUCAGCUGAUGUCUACAUUGGAGCUCAGAUUUGGUAACCCAGAUUUUAUAUUGACUAAAAUCACGCAAGAUGUACAGAAGUUACCACCGUUGCCAUUGGAUUAUCAAAGUGAAAUAGUGCCUUUUGCUGUUAAAAUCCAGAAUUACGUAACAGCAGUACGUGCAGUGGGGCGUGACGAAUACCUACGCGGUGUUCACCUAGCGAAUAUUAUUUUGGCCAAGCUGCCCACUGUACUAGUUUCCAAAUGGGCGGAUUAUUGUUACCCUAGAUUGAAAGGAGAAAUUGAUAAGUCAAGAAUUGACAUGAUUUCCGAUUUCCUUCACGAGGAGGCACUAAAAAUGUCAACCACGGCCAACGUUACUACAUCAGCUCAACGUUACAAUCAAAACAAAUACAGGCAGCACGAAAGUAACGCUAGAAACUCACAAAGUAUACUACUUCAACACUCCGACGCUAAGAGCGAGCAUAGUGAAAAAUGCAACUAUUGUAAACAAGAUGAACACCAGCUGACAAGUUGCAAAUCAUUCAAGAAAGCAUUACGCAGAGAUCGAUGGCGCCACGUCAAGCGAUACGGCUUAUGUUUUAAAUGCCUACUAUCGCGGCACGGCAGAGAUAACUGUACUGCGCCCGCUUGCGAUCAAGACAACUGCGGCGGGGCGCAUCACCGGCUGUUACACAACCCUCCGCAGCGGCACGGGGCCGGGGCGACCGCCGAGAGCAAGAAGACCUCAUCGAGUACGUCAACUACCGAGACUGUGGCCCAUAUGAGUGUUACGGACAAAAAAGUGCUGUUGAAAGUAGUGCCGGUCGAAAUUCACGGUCCUAACGGUAAAAUAAGUGCGUGUGCGUUAUUAGACGACGGGUCUACAAUAUCAGUGAUAAGCUCGCAGCUGGCUGCGCGCGCAGGGCUGCGCGGCGGCCGCAGCGAGCCCAUGCGCGUGCGCGGCGCGUGGGGCGACGAUGCGCUUGUGUGCGCGUCGACAGCGCUCACUCUGGACUUGUCUAGUAAGGGAAGUGAUAACAGAUUGUUUACAAUUAAUUUGCGAAGCGUUGAUAACUUAGAUUUGCCUGUUCAAGAGUUUUCACUAGCUAAAUGUAAAGAGUAUGAUCAUUUGAAAAAUGUAACUAUAAACUGUAAUGAUUUGUGUAAGCCAGAAAUAUUAUUAGGUCAAGACAAUUAUCAUUUGUUAAUGCCUUUAGAGAUUUAUGUCGGUAAAAACAAUGAGCCGUCAGCUACACGAACCCCCCUGGGCUGGUGCGUGCACGGAGUAAUGCACUUGCCGUGCGCUGGUUCUUCUUCUCCCUACACCACCUUACUCAUUUCAGCACCAGCGUCUGAUGAUGAACGCGCUCUUCGGGACCUCAGUGAUGAGGUGCGGCGCUCCUUUUCUAUAGAUGCUUUGGGAGUGACAGGUAAACCACGACAGAACAAAGACGAGGUGCGCGCGGUGGCCAUGCUGGACGAGGGUGCGCAGCUCAUUGACGGCAGGUGGCACGUCAACUUGCCGUGGAAGGACCCAAACUGUAAGUUACCUAACAGUUACCCUAAUGCACUUUCCCGACUGCAUAGCGUUGAGAGGAAAAUGUCAGCUGACCAGGAGUACGCGAGUAGGUACAGGGAGCGUGUAAAACACUUGCUAGAAAAUAAUUUUGCCCAAGAAACGCAAAAUUCCGAACGGUCGCCAAGAACUUGGUAUUUACCCCAUUUUGGGGUAAAUAAUCCUAAUAAAAAAAAGUUGCGACUCGUGUUCGAUGCGGCCGCUAAAGUCUAUGGUGAGUCAUUGAAUGAUUUCCUACUCACAGGGCCUGACCUACUAAAUUCUUUAUUUGGCAUAAUGUUACGUUUUAGAAUAAAUAAAGUUGGAGUCACCGGGGACAUUAAAGACAUGUUCCUACGCAUUAAAAUAAAACCUGAAGACCAAUCGGCUUUAAGGUUCUUAUGGAGGGAUGAAUCUUCAGGUGAGAUAAAGACGUAUUCAAUGACGUCACUGAUAUUUGGAGCAAACUGUUCGCCGUUCGUCGCGCAGUUUAUUAAAAACAAAAAUGCGCAGCUGCAUGAGUCAUCACAGCCCGCCGCCGCAGCCGCUAUCUAUAUGCAGCACUAUAUGGAUGACUAUAUCGAUAGUCUACCGGAUGAAACCACAGCCAUAAGUAUGGCACGGAAUAUAACGGAUAUUCACAAGAAGGGUGGUUUUGAGAUCCGCAACUGGACUAGUAAUAGCCUACAGGUGUUAGAUAGCUUGCCAAAGGAGACUUUAGGUGACGCGGCCGUUAAGUUUAAAUCUAACGAACAAUACCAAGGUGAGCGAACGCUGGGAAUGAUUUGGUACCCGGCCCAAGAUGAACUAGGUUUUGACGUUUCAUUGAAACGUAUUCCCGACGGCAUUGUAAAAGGUAAACAAAGACCGACUAAACGUUUGAUGCUUGCGGUAGUCAUGUCUAUUUUUGAUAUAUUUGGUUUUCUUACUCCAUUCACCAUACAGGGCAAAAUAAUGCUUCAGGAUACCUGGAGGCAUAACAUUGGCUGGGACGAAAAAAUCUCAGACGAUGUUUAUCAAAAAUGGUGCAGCUGGAUUGAUCUAUUAAAAGAUAUACCAAGUAUACGCAUUCCACGUUAUUAUGUAAGGGCCGGUGCGAGCGAGACGGAGUCUGCGUUUACCACGAGUGAGAGGGAGACCGAUAGUGCAUCGCCUACGCCGCUGCUACGAGAUUCUACGCGGCAUCGAGUCAGUGAACACGUUACGGAUAACGAGUGUGCUACGGGCCAUGCUACGAACGGGUCUACGACUGGUAAUAAUUAUAAUAAUUUGCAAUUGCAUGUUUUUAGCGAUGCUUCAUCGAAGGCGAUGUGUGCCGUAGCCUACUGGAGAUGGGAACACAAUGGAAAAAUACACAUCGCGCUUAUAACCAGCCGGGGCCGCGUUGCUCCGUUAAAACCGACUACGAUACCUAAAAUGGAGCUGCAGGCCGCCUUGUUAGCGGCUAGACUCGCAAAGACAAUCGCUGAGGAGCACGGACGCAUGAAAGUCGAGCAAAGGUAUUUUUGGUGCGACUCGACCACAGUGCUACAGUGGAUUAAUAAUGACACGCGGCAAUAUAAAACAUUCGUAGCAAACCGGCUCGGCGAAAUAGAUGACUUAACACGAGCUACUGAGUGGAGGUAUGUGCCUACGAAGUUGAAUAUCGCUGACGUUGGUACUAGGGAAACUUAUGACGUCACAGUGUUUAGAAAUGAAUGGUUCACGGGACCUUCAUUUUUAUACGGAAAUGAGACUACUUGGCCGCGCCGUGAGUUCACUGCUUUAUGUGACAGUGACCUGGAGAGAAUAAACUUAAUUAAACAAGAAAGUAACAACUUACCUAUACUCGACGUUAGUAGAUUUUCAUCCUGGUUGAAACUGGUGAGAGUGACGGCUACCGUGUUGCGCUUUAUUAAUAAAUGCAGGAAGGUUGCAUCGUCGAGCCUGUUAUCAGACAUGGACCUAGCUGAGCGGUUUCUGAUUAAACAAGCGCAGUUGGAUAGUUUCGCCUCGGAAAUAUCUGCAAUAAAGAAAGGAAAACGCAUAGAAAAUAACAGUCGACUACUUACCUUGUCACCGAUGCUCGAUGAACACGACGUGCUGCGUUGCGGAGGCCGCAUUGACGCCGCCACCGGAGUCUCACCUGAAACUAAAAGGCCUAUAAUUUUAGAUGGAAAACACCACGUCGCUCGUCUGAUAGUGAAACACUACCACGAGAAGGCUGCUCACGGCAACCAAGAGUCGGUAGUCAACCAUCUGAAACAAAGAUUUUGGAUUAUAAAAUUGAGACCAACUGUUAAAUAUGUCUCAUCGCGAUGUAUGGUAUGCAGAAUAAGGAAGGCUAAGCCCGAAAUACCAAGGAUGGGUAACUUACCUGCCGCCCGCGUAGCUCACCACCAACGUCCAUUCACUCAUUGUGGGAUUGAUCUGUUUGGCCCAAUGACCGUGACAGUUGGCCGUCGACAUGAGAAAAGGUAUGGUGUAAUUUUCACAUGUCUUACGGUGCGCGCUGUCCACCUAGAAAUAGUCCAUUCAGUCAGCACAGAUUCGUUGAUUAUGGCACUUAGGCGCAUGGCAGCGCGCCGCGGCUGGCCGCGACAUCUGAUGUCAGACAACGGGACUAACUUGCGAGGAGCUGACACAGAACUCAAACGAUCGAUCACGGAACUGGACGAAGGAGUGCUCCGCACUGAAGCUGCAAACAACGCAACUGAAUGGACAUUCAUACCACCUGCGAGUCCACACUGGGGUGGGGCAUGGGAGCGACUUAUACGAAGUAUCAAAACUUCACUUAAAAUCAUCUUGAAGGAACGUGCACCUAGGGACGAGGUUUUGAGUACUCUUCUUACAGAAGUCGAGAACAUCGUCAAUAGUCGUCCUCUCUCUCAUGUCUCUGUGGAACCUGGCAGCGACGAGACACUAACACCCAACCAUUUCUUGCUUGGAACUUCUUCGAAUCUUCCAACUCCCGGAAGGUUCAGCAGCGAUGACCUGUACCUGCGCAAACAGUGGCGUAAGUCUCAACUACUUGCAGAUAUGUUCUGGAAACGCUGGAUCAACGAAAUUCUCCCAGACCUCGUACCGAGACGCAAGUGGAACCAGGAACAACAGUCGUUGAAGGUAGGUGAUUUGGUUCUAAUUGUGGAUCCAGGAGCGCCACGCAACGUGUGGCCCAAGGCAGUAGUUCAGCAGGUGUUUCCAGGGGCAGACGGUCGAGUAAGGGUGGUUGAACUAAGAACCAAGUCAGGUACGCUGAAGAGGUCUGCAGCGCGCGUCGCAAGGAUCCCUUUAAUUGAUUAG
Ostrinia nubilalis (European corn borer) is the source of this 5628-nucleotide messenger RNA. RefSeq lists its product as uncharacterized. The transcript has a single exon. The record is from RefSeq and is a predicted model, not a curated record. Gene Ontology annotation, biological process: DNA integration. Gene Ontology annotation, molecular function: nucleic acid binding. The coding region runs from base 1 to 5628 and encodes 1875 amino acids. Lineage: Eukaryota; Metazoa; Arthropoda; Insecta; Lepidoptera; Crambidae.